CAUAUUUCAAGAUUUCUCUAAGUAAUUAUAGAAUGUCUGGAAUUUUCAAGAUUAUUGGGUUCGAGAAGAUCAGAAGGUCGUGUUUGGAUGGAGAUGAUGAUGGUGAUUAUGAUUAUGCUCCAGCAACAUGUUUAGAGAGAGAUGGUGAUGAUGAUGGAGAUUAUGACUAUGCUCCUGCAGCAUUCUUGGAAGUAGACGACGAUGAUCGAGAUUAUGACUAUGUUCCUGCAGCAUCGUUAGAAGGAGAUGACGAUGGAGAUUAUGAUUAUGCUCCGGCUGCAUGAAAUAAAUUCAUUUUAAGGUUUUUGUUAGAGAAAAGUUUAGAAUAGACACAAUAUUUUUGGUCAAACUAGCUUAUUGUUGUCUAAUUCAAAUAUAAGGAUGUUUUAGAUAUUAACUAGGAAUUAAGAAGUAAGAACCUUGGUUUUAAUAAUACUAGUCCUUUAAAAAAAA
This is a messenger RNA of Solanum verrucosum, 453 nucleotides long. RefSeq lists its product as uncharacterized. The transcript has 2 exons. NCBI's taxonomy places the organism in Eukaryota, Viridiplantae, Streptophyta, Magnoliopsida, Solanales, Solanaceae. The coding region runs from base 33 to 284 and encodes 83 amino acids. The record is from RefSeq and is a predicted model, not a curated record.